Molecule: messenger RNA, 5282 nt
Organism: Psammomys obesus (fat sand rat)
Lineage: Eukaryota; Metazoa; Chordata; Mammalia; Rodentia; Muridae
Gene: Bscl2
Product: BSCL2 lipid droplet biogenesis associated, seipin
Exons: 13
Coding region: 2105-4138 (677 amino acids)
Biological process (GO): lipid storage; lipid droplet organization
Cellular component (GO): endoplasmic reticulum membrane
Molecular function (GO): protein binding
Source: RefSeq, a predicted model, not a curated record
UUAUUUUGGUUUCUGCUAAACCUUGUAUACAAUUUAAGCAUAUACAAAUAGAAAAAACAUUCAUUAGGUAUUAGGCACCUAUGGCAUACUAGGCAUUGUGAGCAAGCAGGGAUUAUAACAAGGAUCCUUCCUGGAGUUUCCGCAAGUACCAAGAACGAAACAAAGAUUCUAAGUACUCAAGUCAGACUUCAUUGCUGAAAGUCUGGUGGUGGUGUGUUUGCACACUUGUGGAGGUCAUAGGAACUCUGAGCUCUCCCCCACCACCUUGUUGAAUUCAGGGCAGGAACUUGGGUCAUUGGGCCUGCAGUUAAGAUCCUCUACCUGUUCAACCAUUUGGUUGUGACACUGGAGAAUCUGCCUGUCAAUACUCCCACCCCACUUUUGUUUCCAAGAUGACAAGGGAAAGGAAUAAAGAAAGGACAAGAUUUAAGAAAGAUAGGGUUUGGGAAUGAUGGGCUGUCCUGAGAUCAUAUUGGUCAUUCUGGGCAGCCCAAUUAUAUCCAUGCACAAAAUUUGAAAUGGCCUAAUGAGACCUUCCUACCCAGAAAGAUGUGUCUCUGAAGUUAGGAUCUUGAUGCAUGAUUGAAAACAAAUGGAACAGUUAAUCCUGGCCUAGAAUCCAUAACACCUUUGUUCACUCUUAGAACAAAAAAUCUGCGAGGAGGUAAUCUGGGUCUCCUAAACCUUCACUGCUGAUUUUUUUUUUCUUUCUUUUUUUUUUUUUCCUCGAGACCGAGUUUCUCUGUAGCCUUGGCUGUACUGGAUCCCAUUGUAGAUCAGACCAGCCUCAAACUCAGAGAUCCACCUGCCUCUUCCUCCCCAGGUGUUGGGAUGUAAACACCUCUGCCAAUUCUUAAUCUAGGAGGCACUCAAGAGAUGGUCUCUGGCCAGGCAACAUUCUGAACUCUCGAAAAGAGGUGUUAGGUACUGUACUCUCUUAAUUGAUGUUCUUCAAGCCGGGCUUGGUGGCACAUGCCUUUAAUCCCAGCACUAGGGGAGGAUGCACAGAGAAACCCUGUUUCAAAAACAAAACAAAAGUAGAUGUUCUUCAGUCACUUUGAGGAGAAAAUAACCCCAAUUCACCAAGACACUGAAAUUUACUCCUUAUUUACCUCCCAGAGAGACCAAGGAACAGUGCCGCAAGAUGGACUGGAACACAUUGCGAGGUUCUCUUGCAAAACCCACAUUGUGCUUCUUGGGCCCAAGUCCUAGUGACUAGUUGUUUUCUUUAAGUCAGGAUCUCAUUGUGUAACCAUAGCUGGCCUCAAACUCAAGAGGUCCACCUGCUUCUGCCUCCCGAGUGUUGGGAGUACUGGCGUGGGCCACCACACUGAACUAUGAACCUAGCCUUCUUUUUAAACUCCGGUGAUUGGUCUCUCUAAAGGAUGUCGAGUUCUAGAUUCUAUGGGGCAAGGACCCGGACUCUGACUUCGAAAGGGCAGGGGCAGCCAUUUUAAGAUCAGGGGACCACGAAAGGGAUCGUUCCAUAGUGGAAACGCUGGGGGCCGCCAUUUUAAGAGCGGUGCUGUACCUCACCCUUGGUGCGUGCCGCUAUGCCAGUACGCAGGGGCAGCCGCCAUCUUGGACACCGGCUGCGGGCGCUGAGUCGCCCUGUCCCGCCCUUCCGCUCCUCAGGACACCUGCACCCGGAGCUGCUGUCCCUGGGCCCGCGGGAACCCACCCGCUCGGUCUGAAGUGCUCAGUGCUCUCGUGCGCCUGUGAAGGCUCCGCGGCUUCUGAGGGCUCGUUUAAACAACCCCCCACUGGGGGCGCUCGCGCGCCUCACACCCAGCGAUCUCCAUUCCUUACAAUGUCUAACCGGCUCGACUGGCCCUGUUCCCCGGAUAUGGCAAGUGUAUCGACUGAGGAGCCUCUUUCCCAAGAACGCUAACACAGGCGCUGUCCUCUGAGGCUCUGGAUGACUUUAUUCUUCAAAUGCCUUUACCUUUCCAGUAGCUCCAGUGACCCUCCAUACUGCAGAUCCAGGGAAAAUGUGAUGCUCUACAGGUGAUCAGCUUUUAGAUCACCACUUUCUAGCCACAAGUAACCUGAGUGGGGCAAUCCAGGGUGGCAGAGAUAACCAGCAGGAAGAUAAUCUAAAGAAAUGAUACACCAAAGAAGAGAAGCUGGGGAAAAAGAGACAUGCAGAGACCAGAUCAAAGGACCAGACAAAGAGGAGGAACCUUCAGCUGCCCUGUCCCAUGGCCAAGGGUGUCGUCCCUGUGGAAGACCAGCCAGAAACUCAAAGCCUGAAGCUGGGGCCAGAUCCCCAGCUGUCCCCAUCAUGGUCAAUGACCCACCAGUACCAGCCUUACUGUGGGCCCAGGAAGUGGGCCAUGUCUUGGCAGGCCGUGCCCGUAGGCUGCUGUUACAGUUUGGGGUGCUCUUCUGCACCAUCCUCCUCUUGCUUUGGGUGUCUGUGUUUCUCUAUGGCUCCUUCUACUACUCCUACAUGCCAACAGUCAGCCACCUCAGCCCUGUGCAUUUCCACUACAGGACAGACUGCGAUUCCUCCACCGCCUCACUCUGCUCUUUCCCUGUUGCCAAUGUCUCCCUGGCUAAGAGUGGACGUGAUCGGGUGCUGAUGUAUGGACAGCCAUAUCGAGUCACCUUAGAGCUUGAACUGCCAGAAUCCCCUGUGAAUCAAAACUUGGGCAUGUUCUUAGUCACUGUUUCAUGCUAUACCAGAGGCGGCCGAGUCAUCUCCACUUCUUCACGCUCAGUGAUGCUACAUUACCGCUCCCAAUUGCUCCAGAUGCUUGACACGCUGGUGUUCUCCAGCCUCCUGCUGUUUGGCUUUGCUGAGCAGAAGCAGCUCCUGGAGGUAGAGCUCUACUCAGACUAUAGGGAGAAUUCGUAUGUGCCAACAACUGGAGCAAUUAUUGAGAUCCACAGCAAGCGCAUCCAGAUGUACGGAGCUUACCUCCGGAUCCAUGCCCACUUCACUGGGCUCAGGUACCUGCUAUACAACUUCCCCAUGACCUGCGCCUUCGUGGGUGUCGCCAGCAACUUCACGUUCCUCAGCGUCAUCAUGCUCUUCAGCUAUAUGCAGUGGGUGUGGGGUGGCAUCUGGCCCCGACACCGAUUCUCUUUGCAGGUUAAUAUCCGACAAAGGGAUAGUUCACGACAUAGUGCCCAGUGUCGGAUCUCUCGCCAUCAGCCAGGCCAGGAGGAGUCUACCCAGCAGUCAGAUGUGACAGAGGAUGGUGAGAGCCCUGAAGAUCCCUCAGGAACGGAGGGCCAGCCGUCUGAGGAAGAGAAACCAGAGAAGCAGUCCCAGAAUGGAGAGGAGGAGCAAGAGCCAGAAGCUAGUGAUGGGUUUCUCUAUGUAACAGAGCUCUGGCUAUUCUGCUAUCCUGGACCAAGCCAGCCUCAAACUCACAGAGAUCCACUUGCUUCUGCUGGGAUUAAAGACUCCAUGUUCGGCUCUCUUUUCCUUCUGUGGCUUGUGGCCAUGACCACCUCCUUGGUUUCCAAAGCUCAGCUAUUGACCCCCCAAGACUACGAGGAAAAGGAAGAGGGUUAUUCGACAGUAACCACAGCUUCCCUGGCUGUCCGUUGUGACUAUGACCGAUGCCGCCACCUGCAAGUGCCCUGCAAGGAGCUGCAGAAGGUUGGGCCAGUGGCCUGCAUGUGCCCAGGGCUCUCCAGGGAGGAUCGGCAGCCAGAUCCUCCACGUCUGGGAGAAGUGCAAAUUGUGGCUGAGGAAAGCUGCGUGGUGGUCCACUGGUGUGCUCCGUUCUCUCCGGUCAGCCACUACUGGCUUCUGCUUUGGGAAAGCAAUGGGGCUCCACAGAAGAAUGGCCCCCUCAAUGCUACAGUUCGAAGAGCAGAGCUGAAGGGACUGGAGCCUGGGGGUGCUUAUGUCCUUUGUGUGGUGGCUGCUAAUGACGCUGGUGAGAGCCAUGUUCCUGAGGCAGGUGUUGAGGGUUCUGAGAACUGGACUGGUCCUUCCUUUGGGCCCUGUCACAAGCUUAUCAUGCCACCUAGGCCUACCACCUUAGUCCAUGCAGCUGUGGGAGUAGGCACAGCCCUGGUUCUGCUGAGCUGUGCAGCCCUGGUCUGGCAUUUCUGCCUUCGUGAACGGUGGGGUUGCCCCCGACAUCAAGGUACUGCCCAAGCUUCAGAAGCUCUCUGAUAGGAGUCCCUUCCACAACAAACAACUCUAGUGCAGUCCAGCCACAUCUGGAGAGCCCAACCCACUCCCAGGAGGAGUGUGGGGCUUGCUGCCAUCUGGCACCAGUGGCACAGCCAAGCCAGAGCAGAAGCCCAGGCAAUUGGCCUGGAGAUUGAGAGCUUGUUUAGUUUCUAACUGGUCACUAUGUUUCCUGUUGGGGGCUAGAAAGGAACAGCAAUUAUUCCUUGGGGGUCAGAUGCAAAUGAUUUAAGCUUUAUGGGCUUUAGGGGAUAAAAUUAUAGACAUUAUGUAUGUACUUAAAUGUAGUCAGUUAAAAUGGAGCUAUUGAAGGUCUACCAUGGUAAUCUACAAUUUUAAUCUCCAGCACCCUGAAGGCAGAGGCAGGCAGAGUUUCCAGGGCAGCUUGAUCUAUAUAGAAACAUUCCAGGCCAACCCAGAUUAUAUAGUGAGAUUCUGUCUCAAAAAAAAAAAAAAAAAAAAAAGAAAAAGAAAAAAAAGCAACAAAAGGAGGGGCGAGACAAGAGCUGGUCAGCAGUUCAAAGCACUGGCUGCUCUUUCAGAGGACCAGAGUUUUAUUCUCAGCUCCCACACUGCAGUUCACAACCAUCGGUAACUCCAUUCCCAGAGUAUCCAGCAUCUACUGAUGACCUCUGCCAGCGCCAGACAUUCACAUAUAUACAGGCAAAAUACCCAUACAGAUAAAAUUAAAAUGUAGCUAUUUAAAAUGUAAACUGUCCAUAGCUCAUAGACCUUCCAUAGCCAGAGGCAAGCCAGGUUUGGCCCAUUGGCUGGGUUUUUGCCAACACCUGUUAUAUAUUCAUAAAAGGACUCUGCAACUGUGGGUGGCUCCCACAUAUAUUCUGAGAAUAAACUUCUGUAGGAUAGGCUAUGCCCUUUUCCUACCUUUUCUUUCCUUACUAAGAAUGAGCUUGCUCAGAGUCCAACUGUGUUUGCAGAAGCUGGGGAUUAAAAAUCAACAUGGGCUGGAGGGGACAGAAGGCUCAAGCUACUGUCUACACAAGUGUUUUUGUUAGUUACUAACAGCUUACACCAAUAACUCUCCAAAAGUUUGUUUGAUUGUUUAUCCACUGUAAUAACAUUAAAGGAAAUCUAAAAGCAUUGUAUUUUCAACUUUCAUGAUCCU